Messenger RNA from Salarias fasciatus (jewelled blenny), 1992 nucleotides. It is a transcript of the gene mterf4, whose product is annotated as mitochondrial transcription termination factor 4. The record is from RefSeq and is a predicted model, not a curated record. The coding region runs from base 5 to 1045 and encodes 346 amino acids. The transcript has 4 exons. Gene Ontology annotation, cellular component: mitochondrion. Gene Ontology annotation, biological process: regulation of DNA-templated transcription; mitochondrial ribosome assembly; mitochondrial transcription. Gene Ontology annotation, molecular function: double-stranded DNA binding. NCBI's taxonomy places the organism in Eukaryota, Metazoa, Chordata, Actinopteri, Blenniiformes, Blenniidae.
CAGAAUGGCAAGUCGAGUUGUUUUGACACAGGCCCUUCGUUGGACUGUCAGACACAUUAUUUCAUCUGGAAGAUGUCGUCUCCCGGCUCCUCCUCGUCUCCCGGCUCCUCCUCGUCUCCCGGCUCCUUGCAGCGGCUGCAGGGCGCUCUGCUCCUCCAGCAGCCGCCACCACCAGGACCCGACUCCUCCGUCUGGGAAAGCGGUGUCCGAGCCAUCUCUGCACUCUCUGGCUGAGCUGGGCUUCACGGAGGCCCAGGCGGGGCAGAUCCACCAGGCCGUGUCCUCUCUGAAGAAAAGAGGCGCCGGCAGAGACGUUUUGUCGUCGCUCACCGUCAUGCUCGUCCUGGGGUUCAACUGCAGCAGUGUGCUGAAGCUGCUGGAGAAAUGUCCUGAACUCUGCACCGUGAAAGAGGCCCAGCUCCAGCAGCGCAUCAACAACCUCAGGAAACUGGGUCUGAUUGAAGGCAGCCUGCAGAGGACGGUGGCUCAUUACCCCGACGUCCUGACGGUCCCCGUGAAGACGGUGAAGAGCGUGAUGCACUUCCUGCGGGAGAAGUGCCUCUUCACCAGCCAGCAGCUCACACACAUCCUCAGAGACAGUCCGCAAGUGGUCCUGGAGGACCUGGACCAGCUGGAGUACAAGUUUCAGUACGUCUACUUCCGGAUGGGCGUCAAACAGGCCGACAUGGUGAAGUUUCGUCUGUUCCGGUUCACGCUGGACGAAGUUCGCUGUCGACACGCCUUCCUGGAGCGGCGAGGCUUCUAUCAAACCCCGGACAAGAAGGGACAGACCCUCAUCAUCAACCCCAGACUGGACAGCGUCCUCCACUCGGACCUGGACUCCUUCCUCACACACGUGGCCCAGGCGUCCGCCGAGGAGUACCGCGUCUUUCAAAAACUGUUGGCCAGGGAGUGGAAGGAGGAGGAGCUGCAGCAGGGAGGGAUCCAGGCUGAGCGUGAGGAAGAGGAGGAGGAGGAGGAAGCUGAUGACGACGAGGAUGAAACGACAGGGAAUAGUGGAUAUAUGAAGAGGAGGAAGAGAUGAAUGAGACAAGCUGUCAGAGUUUACAGCAGAACGGAGCUAAUCACUGUACAUAUCUGUUUCUGUUAGAUUAAAAACCCCUGCUGUGGACAAUUCCCCCGCACUGCUGGAAAUAAAAGAUAAAACCUGCUAAUUUCACAGUCAGUGUUUUCUGAGGAAGAAGGAGGAAAUGUGUCUCCUCACACCGUCAACAUUCUGUCACUCUUCACCGCUCGGAGAGUCAGACCAGCUGCUUUUGAUAAGAGGAUCCUGGGAUUAGCGAGGAAGGGAAAGGAGACGCUCAGUACCUGACUUUAAGCAGGAUUGUGAGGCGUCAGGAGGCGAAUGAGGAGAGAAGCAGAGCUGAACUGCUGAUUGUGCAGACUGAGACUGUUUACAGCGCAGCGCAAAGCAGCUCUGUUGUUUGCAGAGGGUGUCCAUAAGGCUGGUGGUUAACCAGAUGCUCAGUGUCCUGUGAUGGACUGGAGACCUGUGGUAGUGUAACCUGUCCUCGACCGCAGCCAGCGGAGACUGGCUCCAGCUCUGCAACCCUGAACUGCGGGAAGUGGUGUCGAGGAUGAGUGGAUGAGCUGGUUUAGGAUUCAAGAAGGAAGAAACGCUCCAUUUCACAAGCUGUGGCCCGAUCGACACCAACGGCACAAAGUUCUGAGCGCGAGCGUCGUCACCUGGUGGCUUGGGUAAAAGCUGUGUUGUUCUGGUCUGCUCUGGUUGUCGGUCGGCCCUUCUUCUCACUGCCUUUACUGGACUUUGCUUCGAUUGAAGUGUUUCAUGUUGGGUUUCUGGUUUCUCCUCUCUAAAUUAAAGGUUUUCCCACAUGGUGUCGGACAUCGUGAGUCAUCGUCUCCCAAAACAAACAAUGACACCAGAUGUCUCAACUUCAGCCCUGAAUGUUUAACAUUUUCACUUCAAAUGUCCCAAAAUUGCAGAAGGCUUUCAUUUCACUCAUCUUC